Messenger RNA from Leucoraja erinaceus (little skate), 1719 nucleotides. Its product is annotated as E3 ubiquitin-protein ligase TRIM39-like. The record is from RefSeq and is a predicted model, not a curated record. NCBI's taxonomy places the organism in Eukaryota, Metazoa, Chordata, Chondrichthyes, Rajiformes, Rajidae. The coding region runs from base 31 to 696 and encodes 221 amino acids. Gene Ontology annotation, molecular function: protein binding. The transcript is spliced from 3 exons.
AAACAAGACAUUUUCUCACGUGUUCAAGUUAUGAUGGAGAGGUCAAAUCUAAAAUCUGCGACAGUCAAAUUGGAGAAUAACUUCCACGCGCUGACUGAGGCAGCCAGCAAACUGGAGAACAGACUGGUGGAAUUUCUGAUUCAAAAGUGGGCGGUCAGCAUCACUAUGGACCCGGACACCGCCCACCCGAACCUGGAGGUGUCGGACGACGGCAAGGCAGUGUCGUUGAGUGAGAGGCCUCUGGAGGUGGUGCCUUCGCCCAAGCGAUUCACCCAGACCACCAUGGUGCUGGCCCACCAGAGCUUCGACGCGGGCAAGUACUACUGGGAGGUGAUCGUGCAGGACAAGUCCGACUGGAGCGUGGGCAUCGCCAAGAAGUCCAUGCCGAGGAACGAGAGCAACAACCUGACCAACAGCCCGCUGGCCUGGUCCGUGUCCUUCCAGCAGCGCCAGUACCUGGCGUGGCACAACAGCAUCUCCACGUCCCUGGAGAUCACUACGCUGCACCGGCUCGGCCUCUUCCUGGACUACGAUGCGGGCCAGCUGGCCUUUUACGAUGCCAGCAACAUGAACCCAGUGCACACCUUCUCCGAGACCUUCAACGAGCCUGUCUUCCCAGCCUUCAAUCCGGGCAGGAGCGCCGACAAGACAAAGAAAGCCAUCCUGAUCCUGUCCGAUGGUGAAGCCAGGAGCUAGGCAAAACCAAAUUAUUAUUAUUAGCUUUUAGAUACCACGGGACGAAACACAAAAAAGAUCCCGGGAGGAACUCAGCAGGCCAAGCAACCAUCAUUGAUUGGACUUUACUGGACUUUGUCUUGCACUAAAAGUUAUUCAUGUUAUUCCCUUUAUCAUGUAUCGGUCCACCGUGGAUGACUCAAUUAUAAUCAUGUAUUGUCUUUCCACUGACUGGUCAACACACAACAAAAGCUUUCCACUGUACCUCAGUACACAGAAGGGUGUGGAGGCCAAGUCACGUUAAGGCAGGGAUAGAUAGAUUCUUGAUUAGUGCGGGUGUCAGGGGCUAUGGGGAAAAGGGAGGAGAAUUGCGUUACGAGGGAGAGAUAGAUCAGCCAUGGCGGAUUAGGUGAUGGGCCGAAUGUACUAAUUCUGCUCCUAACACUUAUGACCUUAUGACAUUAUAACGUGACAAUAAACUAAACUAACUAACUAGCAUCAGUGGAGCGAUGGACAGGAGGUCAUUUCUCCAUUUCCCUGCACAGAACUUGUCUGAUCUGCUGAGUUCCUCUAGCACUGUCCUUUGCUCAAGAUUCCAGCAUCUGAAGUUUCUUUUGUCUCUAAAAAUUACAUGGGGGUGAGUUGUGGACUCCACCUCUGCCUCAGGUUCAUGGUUAAGAGAGUCGGAAACAGUACCGUACGAAAACAGGCCCUUCAGCCCAAACCUCCUGCUCCAUCCCCAUGGAAUUUUGUCUCAUAGAACAUAAAACAGUACAGCACAGGAUAGACCCUUCAGCCCUCAAUCUCCACAUUGAAAUAGAUGCCAAAUUAAACUAAUCUCCUCUGCCUGCACAUGACCCAGAUCUCUCCAUUCCGUACACGUCCCCAUGUGACUAUCUAAAGGGCCUGUCCCACCAGCAUGCGACUGCAUGCGGCAAGCGCGACCUAACGUGGUCGCUUGAGCCGUACGGCCUCCGCGGGGCCGGUCCCACUUCAAUCGCCGGAGCCGUAUGGAGUUGUGCGGAGUUGGUCCCGACAUCGCGC